Messenger RNA from Arabidopsis arenosa, 1017 nucleotides. The record is from the annotation of a GenBank genome assembly. Lineage: Eukaryota; Viridiplantae; Streptophyta; Magnoliopsida; Brassicales; Brassicaceae.
AUUGAUUCUGGAAAGAUACAUACAAUGGCUGCGUCGUUAGCCUCUCUUUCCUCCUUAGCUAAAGCCGGAGCACCUUCACCGUCCAACCACCAUGUCAGCCACCGCCUUCUUCGUCCCCGACUCAUACCUCUUACUUCCUCUAUCGGGAAACAUAUCACGACGAGCUUCUCGCAGAGACAUAAGUCUCAGCAGAACAUUUCUGCCCUCGACACCUCUGACGGUGCCGUUAACGUGGAGGUAGACGAUGAUGAUGACGAAGAAGAAGCGUGUGAGCUUGUUAACGGAACAGAAGUGUCUGUUGAUGGUGUUGAAGGUUAUCUUUUAACGGCGGUAAAGAACAAUAACGGAACUGGAUUGCUUCUACUCUCUGAUGUCUUUGGCUUUCAAGAUUCAGCCACACGCGAUUUCGCUUACCGUGUCGCUUGCAAUGGCUACAAUGUUCUUGUCCCUGACCUGUUUCGUGGAGAUCCAUGGUCGAAAAAUCGACCAAAGUCCGAAUACGAGGAAUGGAGAAGAGGACACGACCCGAACCGUAUCAGACAAGACACAACUAGCUUCACAAAAUGGAUGGUCGAGGAAUUUGCAGCGGCUGGAAUCUCCAAGAAGCUAGGAGUAAUGGGGUUCUGUUUCGGCGGUGGACGUGUUGUUGACGUGUUAGCCACGGAUGAGAACGGUUACUUCAGUACCGGUGUCUCGUUCUACGGUACGCGAAUAGACUCGGCAGUGGCGGGAGAUGUGAAAGUGCCUGUCUUGUUUAUUGCUGGAGACAGAGACCCGCUUUGUGAAGUGAAGGGUUUGUAUGAAAUUGAGGAGAAGAUUGGUGAAGGGUCAAAGGUUGUUGUGUAUGAAGGAAGAGGUCACGGUUUUGUUCACCGGCCGGAGACGCCGGAAGAUGAUAGAGACGCGGAGGAGGCGUUUGCUCUCAUGAGGAAUUGGUUACAUCAUCAUUUGAUUUGAAGCCAAAUAUUUUUCUCUACUCUUUGUACAUCCAAGUUAAAAUAAAACUCGGAUUCUAGU